This is a messenger RNA of Saxophila tyrrhenica, 354 nucleotides long. RefSeq lists its product as uncharacterized. The coding region runs from base 1 to 354 and encodes 117 amino acids. Lineage: Eukaryota; Fungi; Ascomycota; Dothideomycetes; Mycosphaerellales; Extremaceae. The transcript has a single exon. The record is from RefSeq and is a predicted model, not a curated record.
AUGUACUCCUUAUCAAAGUUCAGCGACGGCCCCAUGCCGCAGUCAACGGCGCCCAACGCAACAGCAGCUCAAAACAUUGGAGAACUAAUGCAGGCAUGGUUCCGCACCUGUCACGAGAACGUACGUCCAGCAGAUGGCAAGUUCAAGAUCUUAGCUCGAAUGGUUGAAAUACCGCCACCGGAGGAGGGAGAUGCAGGUGAGCUCGGUGAAGAAGCAGUCUCCGGUCUCACAAACAUGUUCCAGAUCGCCCGCGGCUUAGGUCACCACAAAGAGAUUGCUGACAGGCUGGCAUGUGCCGACGAGUUGUGCAAGGUACUUGCGAAAGCCACAACUAACAUGGACGCCGCGUGGUGA